Clonostachys solani is the source of this 1968-nucleotide messenger RNA. The record is from the annotation of a GenBank genome assembly. NCBI's taxonomy places the organism in Eukaryota, Fungi, Ascomycota, Sordariomycetes, Hypocreales, Bionectriaceae.
AUGGACGGACCUGCUCGUCGAGGCGAACCUGUUCCAGCUGGUGAGCCAGCGUCAGCCAUUCCUACGACGCCUCUCUCAAUCGCAGAACCCGGUCCCGGAACGCCAGUUCCAAGCUUCCUUCUCUCCCCGCCUCUUGAGCGAUCACCCAGCAGCCGUAGAUCUGGCUCUCGUGAGUCUGGUCCAUUACUUCGGCGUGCUCGCCGUAACACCGCCAUCCCUUGGAUGCCUCAAUUGCCAAAACAUUUAAAGUCGCCUCUUUUAAUGGUAGUCUUCUUUCUUGUCGGUUUCGGGCUUAGCCUUGGUCACUGUAUUUUCUAUCCUCAGCUCAGCUCUCGCAUUGUGGGUGAUUCCAACCAGCAAGAAGAGAGACUCCGGAUAGGAACUGCUCUGUCAUUCCUGGCCCAAAUGGCCUUCACUGCAGCUGUCUGGAAAGCCUACACCCAAUGGCUAUGGAGGGCAGUUGACCGGCAUAAGAGUGAAUGGACUGCCAGUGGGCUCAACGCGGCAUUCAGCGCGGACACCUCGCCAUUUGCAUUCCUGCACUUGGGACUUCUUGAGAACUUCACACUUGGAGCUAUAAUGGCGUUCACUGCGUGGGCUCUCAUCGUCCCACCAUUCUUUACGCCCGCGGCUCUCUACGUGUACAAGAGCACAAACGAGAUCACUGCCCCGGGCGAAGUACCAAUCCUCGCUAUCGCCAACGAAACGGUCGGGGGCCACUUCGCUUACUCGCCUCCCCAGAAUAGCGGCACUAUCAAGUCCAAAGACGACAAAACCAGAAUCUUGUCUGGUCCUCGAACCGUAGUGGCCUUGCUGGCGAGUGCCACGGCGUCUCGCGGAGAAAUCUUACCAAUUGAGCCCCCAAGCAACCAUUCCGCAUAUUCGAUCGGCUUCUUCGGGCCCAUUAUUCGGUGCGACAACGCGAAUGAUACAGUAGCUACCCAGAUCCAAGGGCUCUUGCAAGAGCACAUGGGUGUGAUGAGGGGUUCCGCUGAGCAGAUUGACAGCGCCUACUAUGGCUUUGUUCCCUCAUUUGGUGAUGAUGGAGAACUGGUUCCGCUUUCCCAGACUAAGUUUCGACAGCUGGGGAUCAUGGCGAAUGAGUUGUGGAUGACUUUCCAACGUUAUGUGAUCAACGAAUCUGGAGAGCGUGUUCGAACUCGCAUAUCGCAGGUGUGCCGGCUACAUAAUGCGACAUACGAGCUCACUAUCAAAUGGGACCGUGGGGUUCAGCUUAUCAACCACACUUAUGAUAUUCUCGAGCAGGUGGGUUAUCCCGACGACCAGCCUGGCCAAGUUUCCAACAUGGCCAAGCACGCCUAUUCUGCGUUCAUGUGGGCGUUGACAGACCAGCUUGUGGGGUCACUUGGUUGGUUCAGGGAGAUUUCUAACCGCUCCGGCUCGAGGAGGCUUGCUCAGUUUGGGUCCAUGGACUCUCCGCUUCGGCACACUAGCCUGCUGGGCAGCUCAGACCUGGAUGUUUACUUUGACUUCAACUGGAUACAUAAUCUCUACGUGCAAGAUAACGAGACCGGGAUGUCAGCUCAGCGGCGGCAGGAUAAGGCGCUGGCUAAGAAUCGAACACUUUCAGAGUUGAUUGAGGACCUGAGCUUCAAUCUCACAGUCAGUCUGAUGCACAAUAAGCUGCUCACAUCCUCUGCAACUAGAGACGUGACCAGGUGGAUUGAUGUGAAUCGAUACGGAUAUGUGGCUACCUCGCUCUUCAUUCCAUACGGCCUGGCAAACUUUGCUGCCUUCUUCGCCCUCGUUGCCGGAUUGUAUUCAUUUAUCGCCCAUGGCACCAACCCGGACAAGAAGUUCCAAGACAUUGCCAACGCGGCAACGGAAAAGCCCAUUUCAGAUAUUCUGAGCGAUUAUAAAGAGGACAUAAAGCUGCGAUCUAGCUCCUCAUUUUCCCCCCCGGGCGCCUUCGUUCCAGAUAGCCCGCCCUUCUGUAACAGUGUCUAG